Wallemia mellicola CBS 633.66 is the source of this 2430-nucleotide messenger RNA. RefSeq lists its product as hypothetical. NCBI's taxonomy places the organism in Eukaryota, Fungi, Basidiomycota, Wallemiomycetes, Wallemiales, Wallemiaceae. Gene Ontology annotation, molecular function: DNA binding; zinc ion binding. The record is from RefSeq and is a predicted model, not a curated record. The coding region runs from base 180 to 2387 and encodes 735 amino acids. Gene Ontology annotation, biological process: DNA-templated transcription. The transcript has 4 exons.
GGAGUAUAAUAAUUUUAACUACGCAUUAAACUAUCCUAGUACUUCUACUCCAAUACCCAAUAAUAACGCAGAUAAGCAGCGCAAACGAUCUAGUAAAGCUUGCUUGCAUUGUAGGAAGAUAAAAUCUAAAUGCGCGAGGCCAAAUAAUGCUCUAGAUGGCCCCUGCGAGAACUGCUUGAAUGCUCAUGUUGGGCGCUACAAAGAAGAGAGGUCCUCCUAAGGGCUAUAUAGACACUCUCAGUGAUAAGCUCGGUCGCCUUGAAAUCGUGAUUACGAGAUUAGCGAAAUUACCAAAUGCAUCCGGCAUCUUGGAUUCUAUACGGACUCAAGAUGCUAUUACAGCCAGUAUCGUUGAUAGCAUUUUAGAUAAACAAUUACAUGAUGCUGUACCGACUUCGGCCGUUAAUCCCACUCAAAGGAGGCGUUUGAAUAGCUUACAAAGUCUACAACUUGAUGUUAAGCCACAAAUUGAGGAAUUGGAGGACAGCUCAGAUGAAGUCACUGAUAGUCUCGGUCAACUUUCCAUCGAUGAGAAUAGCAAUAUUCGCUACCACGGGAAGGCAUCAGGUUUACACCUUAUCACCAACAAUAAGCGUCAUGAGCAGGGUAUAUGGAAUUUUCCGGCACCAGGUAUUUGGCCAGCAAGCCAUGAAUUAAAGAAGCUUACCCAGAAGGAGGUUGUUCGCUUAUCAGGUGCAAAACAAUGUCUCCCAGAUAUUCAAGUACAAGAUAAACUAAUUGAAUUAUAUUUCUCCUACGUACAUCCCGUCAUUCCAAUCAUUCACAAAGGUUGGUUUAUGACUAAUUUCAAGGCACCAGAAAACGAUGAACGCGCUGAUGAGUUACUACCGACUUUGCUCUUAUUAUGUGUUUUUGGCGUUGCUAGUAGAUACUCUGCAGUCAAUAACCCCGAAUCCCCCGCUCUUUGGGCUGCCGGUACCUUAUAUAUUGAACGGGCGAGGGAAAUUGCACAUCUCGAUCAUCCAAAUUCUAGGCUCUCAAGCGUACAAGCUUUCCUUCUGCUUACUUAUAGGAGUGUCGGAUUGGGUGAUAUGAAAAGUGCCUGGAUGUUCCUCGGUCAUUCGGUUCGUAUGGCCGAAGACCUUGGCUUGCAUAGAGAUGUCAGCCAUUUCCAUCCAAACGGCAGAUUACGCUUGAGUGACGUCCAAGUGGAAGCUCGCAAAAGAACCUGGCACGGUUGCGUUAUUCUCGAUACUUAUAUUUCGAGUUACAUUGGCAGGCCAACCGCGAUACGUGCAAAGGAUUACGACACUAGAGGCUGUAAGGAGGAUGAAAUUGAAGAGAGCGAGGCAUGGCAACCGGUUGAGGCACAUGUUACAUGUUCAAGAGACGUCUGCGACCUCAGUGAUCAGGAUUAUCCUUUCAAUUGGGCAAUUCCUCAAACAGGUCAUGCUUUAUCAUGCUUUAAUCAAUUAAGUAAACUAUCAGCUCUCGAGAACAAAAUAUUAGAAAGCUGUUACUCUAUAAAAGAAAAAACAAACAGUGAGGCAGCUCAAAUGAGCUUACACGAGUUGCAUAAAAGUGUAGAUAAAUGGAGCAUUGAUCUACCACGCCAUUUGAAGUUCCAAGCAUCCUCGCAGAGAUUGCCACCGCCAAAUGUUCUUACACUUCAUACGGCAUUCCACUGUACACUCAUUUUGCUCCACAGACCGUUUGUUGAUAUACCGUCUCAUUAUCCAAGCCAUCAAAUUAUGACAAUGGCAGCUAAUUCGAUAACAUCGAUAGUAAACUCGCUCAAUCAUCGCCAUGAUUUCUUAAAUAAGGCUCCUAGUUUAUUAAUUUACCACGUUUUUACGGCUGGUAUUACUCACUGCUUCAACUUGAAGUACCCGGAUAUAGAACCUGUUGCCAGGCAAAAUCUGACUAAAACAAUGGAAGCUCUCAAAGCGAUGGUAAUUACAUGGCCAGCUGCAGGUAGAGCGUAUGAUAUGCUUACGGACGUGUAUGAUAUACAACAAAAUCAAUCAUUGGAUGAGAUUACGGAUAAUGGUCCAAGAGGAAUCAAGAGAAUGAUGAUGGAGAGUACCGAACAACAAGCGAAUAUGGGUAUCAACUUCAGUGAUGUUUUCCCUUGUCCGACGGAACCACUCUUACCACAAGUACCGACACGCCAUCCUGGUGUUAGCACCUUAAAUAAUGAACUCUCGGAUAUAACAAGCGAAGGUCCAUUUACGGGAUCCUACUAUAUGGGCAUGCAACAACCUACCAUGCUACCAGGUCAUAAUCUUGGUUCGUUACCGCCGAUCGUUUCAGGCCCACUACCACAUAUGCCAAACUUUCAUUCGCCGAACGAACAGAUUCGUAGACAGUCACAAAAUUUCUACGACUUCAACACACCUUCGCAAACCCAGGGAUGGGAUAUGUAACGAUAUAGCUUUUCAUAAUUGUACUUUAAUAAAUUAUUAUCUC